Molecule: messenger RNA, 5042 nt
Organism: Ylistrum balloti
Lineage: Eukaryota; Metazoa; Mollusca; Bivalvia; Pectinida; Pectinidae
Product: N-glycosidase Npun_R5314-like
Exons: 4
Coding region: 22-783 (253 amino acids)
Source: RefSeq, a predicted model, not a curated record
ACUUAAACAUGCGAUAACCGAAUGGUCAGAAGACGAUUGUUGUUCUGUGCUUCGAACGCUUCAUAUAAUAGAAAAACAAGCAUGGCUUCGACAAAAAGGGCUGCUGGAAGUGGUUCCAUGAAAGACCAGGCAGCCUCUUCUUCUAAACAGGUCAAGCUGGAUAUGUUUGUCAAGGGAAAAUCAUCAACAAAGCUACCUGCAGGGACAAAGAAGGAAGAUUUUGAGUUUUUCUGGAAGGAGGCUUCACCUUUUAGCCAGUUUCAUCCUGCUGUGUUUAAGGUUGAUGGUGUUCAGUACAACUGUGCUGAACAGUACAUGAUGCACCAGAAGGCUUUGACAUUCAAAGACGAGGAAAAUGCCAAGGCUAUAAUGAAGGCAGCUAAACCUUUUGCACAGAAGAAAUUGGGACGCAAGGUUAGAAACUUUGUCCCAGAAGUUUGGAGUGCCAAGUGUGUGGAUGUUGUUAAAAAAGGAAAUAUAGCAAAGUUCUCCCAGAACAGCCAUCUCCAAAAGAAAUUGCUUGAUACACAUCCUAAGAUACUGGUGGAGGCAAGUCCACGUGAUCGUAUUUGGGGAAUUGGGCUUGCAUCAGGCAACAAACUGGCUUGGAACAAAAGUACAUGGAGAGGCAAAAAUCUCCUGGGUUAUGCACUAACAGACGUUCGCCAAAUUUUGAUGAAUGAUAAGCAUAGACAGAGUAGCAGUGAUACAGAUGAAAGUAGUGAGGGUAAAAGUGAAGAUGAUACAAAUAGUCCAGAAAUGAAAUCACAGACUUCAAAAUGAUUAUAUGUGCAAUAGUAUUUUGGUAUGGAAGAUUACAGACCUUAACCCUUUCGGCGUCAUAGGCGACUAAAGUCGACAUGCAGACAGGCCGCCAAACGCGACGUUGGUCGACAAUUUUUCCGAUGUUUUCAGAUAUUUUGCGGAAAGAGAUAGAUUGGCGCCGAAAGGGUUAAUUAGAAAUUUCAUCAAUAUUUCCUAGUCUGACUGGAGUCAGAAUUCACAAAAUGUUCCAAGAAAAUUUUACUUAUAUUUUACCUAUAUCCUGUAUGGUAUAUUCUUAUUGGAGGACAAGUGUGAAAACAGAAACAUUCAAACUAUUCUACACAAGAAUCUGUUUGACCUCGUAAAGCAUUUUGUAAAAAAAAAACAAAAUGUAGAAAGUUUGGAGGGAAAUGCUUAUCAUGCUCCAAUGAGUACUUGGAAGUUGUCGUGCAGCUGAUGGACAUAUUUCACUUGGAUUACUGAAAAUGAUCCUGUCAUAUUUCCUUCUGUAACAUGAUCCAGCUUUUUUGUUUAUAGUUGAUCCACAAUAAACAUUGAUCUUAUAUAAAAAUAUUGUAUUUUCAUGAAAAAUAACCAAUUACCAUGUUUGAUGUAUAUUACAAUAGAGACAGUCCAUGGAAGUUUAGUCAUCUUGGAAAAGUUCCAUGUAUAUUACCAUAGAGACAGUCCAUGGAAGUUUACAGUCAUCAUGGCAAAUUCCCAUGUACAUUACCAUAGAGACAGUCCAUGGAAGUUUCCAAUUAUCUUGGAAAAGCUUCAUGUCAGUUUGUUCAUUGUUACAAUACAAGAAAGGAACAGCAUUAUAACUAGCAGGAAUCUGUAACUACUGGUGUUUAUAGCUGCUAGACAUAAGAUUUCCGGUGAUCACAUGAAAACAAACAGUUGUUGAUGCUAUGGAUUUUGAUGUUAAUUAUAUGAUAAAUAUGUGUCGGUCUUAUUUUCUGUAACUUUUUGUUGCAUUUUAGCAUUGAUGUAAAUUUCCGUACACAAGCACUAACAGCUGAUUUUUAAACUUUCAUUUUGUAUAAGGUAUGUUUUAUUACAAUUGUAUUGCUCAUUUGUAGGGAUAUGAUGUCGAUAUAUGAAGACGCUUAAACAAAAUACUUUUUUAUGACAUUUUAUUAUGUCUGGUCUUUUAGCCCACAAUCGUCAGAUAAUGUAAGCUUUUCUAAUCACUCUUCAUGCUUAAUCUGUCAUCCAUCUUUCAGUUCUUAAUCCGUUCUUGUUUUAUCUUGACAAAUGCAGUGUGGAUCUUUUUCAAAUUUCGCCUGUAGAGUCUCCUCAGUCCUUAGUUGUUUUUGUUCAAUCUUUUCAAAUUUUAUGUUCAAAAUCAAAGAAAUGACAUAAUCUUCAUCAGCUGCUUAUCUCAAUCUUUUCCUGCAACGAAACCAACACAUCCCUGCAUCCCCAACCGAUGGUGUUUACAUGCCGCAAUUGAUUUGAUAUUCAAGGGCCUGUUCCCAUUAUCAUGAUUUUUGUGCAAGAAGUCGUCAACUGACGCACAAACUCAUAACACAAGAUUUCAAAAGAUGCAGGUUGAAAAAUUAUGGAGAAGUUUUAUGGUCGCCAUAGUGAUCUCCUUAAGAAAUAUUCUAUGUCCUUGCGUGAUAUGGAGCUGGAUGUGUUGUAUGCUCGUUAGUUUGCCUGUUGGUUCCAUUGUUGUAUACCUUGUUCUCAUUUGAGAAAGUGGCAUUACUUAUUUAAAUUGACCCAAGGUUAAAUGGCAGGUAUCGUUGAUGAAGCAGACAGAAACAAAAUCACCACAAAGGCAAUGUUAGAUUUCAGAAGUUGAACUUUGUUAUUGCUACAAGAAAAUAUUUUAUAUUUUUACCUUAGGUUGUCAGAAGCACUGGAUUGAUCGUUCUCAAAUUUUGCAUCUUUGAACUGCUUGGAAAAACAAAAUGGCCAGCAGGUUGCCAUAUUUGAUUUUGAUUUCAUUUAAGGUGGUUCUUGACCAGAUGACAUCAUUGCUUUAGAAGCGUUUGAUUACAAAAAGAAAUCCGGUGUCGGGGGAAAUUUGCAUGAAAAUUGUAGGACAUUUUGUGGUGCACCUUUUAAAACUGUGGAUAUUAAUCCAAAUGUACGAGGUGCGCCCCGUAUCACUUUUGUUACUACGAAGAAAAAGAAAAUUCACCACAUCAAUAUGUAGAACAAAUAAUGAAAUAUAUUAUGCACGAAUACUGCCUCCAAUAAAUGAUAAACGACGUUUUUCAAAUACAAUAUCUGUGUCACAGUUUUCAUGAGAGAAUGAAUUAUAAAUUGUGUCUUUGUUAAAAAUAUGGUGGAUUAUGGACAGGUCAUUUUAGACUUCACGGACGGUUUGGAACAGCUGAUGCUCACAAUUAGGUACAAGUCAUCCCAAAACAUCACAGAUGAAUCACCUCUUGAUAUUGCCAAUCGGACAAUUCACUUCAGAUAUAACAGUCGGCAACUUCCUGAAUUUAAUAGUAAUUUAAGCCAAGAAUUAUGGACAAGUCAUCCUAGAUGUCAUGGAUGAAUCGCCUCGGAUAUUGAUAACCGGACGAAUCACCUCAGAUAUUCCUGACCGUCAUUUUCUUGAAUACAACAGUGGUUGAAGCCCACAAUUAUGGACAAGUCUUCCAAGAAUUUACAAAUUAAACUCGGGUAUUGCAGUCAUCAAAAAUAUAAAUGAAGAAAACUGUUUUUUGUAAAUGAUCCAUUUUUAAUCAUGGUACAAAGAAAAUUACAAAACGGGUUCAGAGUGUGAACAUGAAGAUCAAAUUACACUCAUGAACACGCAUAAACAAAGGUAUUCUUACAUAAUUGUAAAUUCAAAUUUUUAACAUAAACAAGAGACCCAUGGGCCAUAAGGUCAUCUGACUAGAAAACCUUACCCACGGUCAGAUGAUCUAAAAAUGACAAAAAUUGAAAAUAUACUUUUCCAGAUCUGGACACCAUAAAAGAAUUUCAAAAAAGGUAGAACUAUUUGGUAGUAACCUAACUCAUAUAUCAAAUCUUUUAAUUCUUCAACCAAAAUUUCAACACUGCAUGAUAGUGUCUUGAGAAAAGAAAAGGCCCAAUGGUCUUAACAGUCAGCUGAAUUCCAUAAACAUUGUUUGUGUUGUGUUAUAUAUAUCACAUAAACAUCUUGUUAACAUAGUUCACUGUCAUCCUAUAUUAUGGAGUCUAAUAGAUUUUGAAUUAGAAAAAAAAUCUAUAUAAGCUGACUUAAUACCCCUCCACAAGGGAAAGAUCAUGAAAUUCAUAAUUUGGGUUAAAGCAUCUCAAAAACCCUUCCAUCUAUGAAAAGUAUUUGAUUCUUAUAUAUCUGAGUGUUGUGGAGAUUUUCGAAAAUUUGAUUCAAUUCGACACUGCCAAAGUCCCCUACUUUGGAGACAUUGUACUUCAUUCCAUUGGCCAUGAAAAUAUCUACCAAAUUUCAUUAAAAUUGGCUCAGGGGUUUUCAAAAGAAGUAAAAAAUGUAUCUUGUUUUACAAUAGAUGGGCAAAAUGCAAGAAAUUCUUAACAACUCUUUACUAUCUAGUAUGAAAUGCUGUUUAAUUAUAGCAACUACCCAGCCAAUGUUUUAUAAACAGGAGGCCCAUUGGCCUUAAGUCAUCUGAAUAUAUAGACCUAUAUAUGAAAGAGGACAAAUAAGCCUAUGAUAAACUGCUCAACUACUCUACAGCAUACAAAGAUGAUACUGUUUGGUCAUAAAAACAUUUUCUGCAAAAUUAAACUCAUAUUCUUUUUACAUGCUACUACACAAAUGCCAUUAUUCAGAACCUAUUGCUAAUUGAAAAAAAAAAAAAAAAAAUCACAACUCACUUUGCCCAAGAGAUCUUUAACAUAGGUCAAGGUCCAUUAUUUGAAAACGAUUGUCCUUCAUCCACUAACAUCGAAAAACCAAUUUCAACAGCCUUGGCGUUUUUGUUAUUGACAAGAAGUCUAAUAUCAAAGAUUUUAACAAAUUUGACCCCUGUGACCUUUAAAAAGUGAAAAUAUAAAUAACGAUCAUAAAUGGCAAUUCAUUCCAGCAUACUACGGGCCGGUUAUCAGAACUUUUUCGAUAUUGAGAAGAAAUCAUUUUAAGAUUAUUAAACAUUUAUCCUUGUGACCUUGAAAAUGGGUCAAGGUAAUUCAUUUUAUCAAACAUUCUUGACAGGAAUUUUACAUGCUGAGCAUAUUGAAAUACUGCAAACUUAGAAAUCCAUCUAUCCUUGGUCAAUUCAAUGUGAAUAUCGUACUUGUUAUCUACAAAUAGUAUUGGCACAUUUUUCUUCCUUUUUAUUAAA